Messenger RNA from Neltuma alba, 402 nucleotides. RefSeq lists its product as uncharacterized. The coding region runs from base 1 to 402 and encodes 133 amino acids. The transcript has a single exon. The record is from RefSeq and is a predicted model, not a curated record. Lineage: Eukaryota; Viridiplantae; Streptophyta; Magnoliopsida; Fabales; Fabaceae.
AUGGGUUUGACUGCAGCAAAGCCACUUGGUAUACCUAUGGAACAGAAUGUAAGAUUGAGUAGCAAGCCAAGAAAUCCGGAAAAGGAUGCUUUGAUCUCAGAUCCAAGCAUGUACAGGCACUUGAUGGGUAAGCUGUCAUAUCUCACUGUGACUAGGCAUGAUAUAAGCUUUGUUGUGCAGGCACUCAGUCAAUUCAUGAAUGAACUGAGGAGAUCACAUUAUACGGUAGCAACAAGAGUAGUCAGAUACUUGAAAGGCUGUCUAGGACUUAGAAUCAGACUCGCAGCAACACAGAAUGCCCAACUAGAGUGCUUUGUGGAUGCAGAUUGGGGAACAUGCCUAGACGCUAAGAGAUCUGUGACUGGAUAUGUAGUCAAGUUUGGUGGCUCGCCAAUAUCCUGA